Messenger RNA from Pseudozyma hubeiensis SY62, 1641 nucleotides. RefSeq lists its product as hypothetical. Gene Ontology annotation, biological process: transmembrane transport; carbohydrate transport. NCBI's taxonomy places the organism in Eukaryota, Fungi, Basidiomycota, Ustilaginomycetes, Ustilaginales, Ustilaginaceae. Gene Ontology annotation, cellular component: membrane. The transcript has a single exon. The record is from RefSeq and is a predicted model, not a curated record. Bases 1 to 1641 code for a protein of 546 amino acids. Gene Ontology annotation, molecular function: carbohydrate:proton symporter activity.
AUGGUGUUGCCUUCAAGUACUCGCGGCUCGGCCACCUCGGCCAGGUCCAUCCUAUCGACGCAAGAGACACCGAAGGUAUGGAGCGUCUCGGUGCUCAUCACCGUCAUCACCAUUGCGCUCAGCGGCGCCACCUAUGGCCUCGAAAAUUCUCUCAUGAGCCCGCUCGCAGCCAUGCCAGAAUUCGUUCGAAAGUACCAAGGCAUCAAUCACCAGACCCGCGAUUACACUUUCACCGCCAGACAUCAAUCCAUGAUCUUCUCGAUUCCGCUAAUUGGGACCAUCGCUGGCGCACUGAUCUCGCCGUACUUGCAAAACAGGCUGGGUCGCAAGUGGUCGCUCUGUGCCGCGUAUAUGUUCAGCAUUCCUUCGACGCAGCUUCAGCUCUGGGCGCCUAAUCUUGUCGCUUUCAUCGCAGGUCGUGUGAUGAAUGGGCUCGCCUACGGCUGCGCUCUCUCGAUCGGGCCGCUUUACCUCGCCGACGUGGUUCCAACCAGCAUUCGUGGCGGAGCUGUAGCCAGCUCGAACCUGCUCACCAUCCUCGCGAACCUCUUGGCGGCUAUUUGCUGCUGGGCUACGGACCGCACCUACACGGGCGCACGCAAGUACAAGAUCCCACUCGCUGUGCAAGCAGGCCUGCCCUUCAUCCUGCUGCUACCUACACCGUUCCUUCCAGAGUCACCUGUGUGGUGCGUCCAAAAAGGUUUGAUCGGCGAAGCUCGCGCAGCACUCCGACGGGUGCGGCCAGUAUCGGACGUCGAAAUCGAGGACGAACUGCAAGAGAUUGUGCGUGCCGAGCAGGAGCGCAAGAGUCUGGCCAAGGACACCAAGUUCACCGACAUCUUCAGUCGUAAACAUCUUUUGCGGACCAUGGUAGCUGGCUCCUUCUUCUCGCUCAACCAGGUGAGCGGUAUCAUCCUGAGCACCACGUACGCCACGGUGUUUCUCACGCAGCUCGGGCUUGGAGAUCCUUUCGUGCUCACCGUGUACGCCUACGUUUGUCAGGUGGCGGGGGCGGCUCUGGCCAUCGUGGCGCUCGAAAAGGUGGGACGACGCUCUCUUGCGCUUCCGGGCUUUGUGGUACUCACCGUAAUCGACAUUGUAGCAGGAACGCUCGCUUUCUAUGCAAGCAACGCCGAAGUGGCCAAAGCGAUCUCGGCUCUGGCAAUGGUGUUCAAUUUCGUGUGGACGCUUUGCUUCUACUCGAUAUCGUUGCUCAUGCCGUCGGAGCUUCCGACGCAGCGGCUUCGUAGCUACACCAUGUCGUAUGCAAUCGGAUGGGGUCAAGCGACGGCGGUGGUGACCACACUCGCGCUUCCCCAGAUCACAGCCAGGGAUGCUGGAAACCUGGCAGCCAAGGCAUACCUGAUCUUCGGUGGAUGCAUGCUGGUCAUCACCAUUCUCGCCUUCUUCCUGUUGCCAGAGACGCGCGGAAGGACGUUCUUCGAGAUCGAUCAGCUCUACGCCAAUCGCAUCCCAGCUCGACAGUGGUCCAAGUACGAGUUUGCGCGUACUUCAGGCGCAAUUUCGUCGGAGCGUGGCUCGCAUCUCGAAAAUGACUCGUACGCCGUCGGACUGAUCAGCGUCGACAGGAAGAGCAGCUCCCAUGCCACACCCGAGUCUCCACAACCCAGUCCUCAUUGA